Molecule: messenger RNA, 7421 nt
Organism: Galeopterus variegatus (Sunda flying lemur)
Lineage: Eukaryota; Metazoa; Chordata; Mammalia; Dermoptera; Cynocephalidae
Gene: USP13
Product: ubiquitin specific peptidase 13 (isopeptidase T-3)
Exons: 21
Coding region: 1-2589 (862 amino acids)
Biological process (GO): protein deubiquitination
Molecular function (GO): protein binding; zinc ion binding; cysteine-type deubiquitinase activity
Source: RefSeq, a predicted model, not a curated record
AUGCAGCGCCGGGGCGCCCUGUUCGGCAUGCCGGGCGGCAGCGGCAGCAGGAAGAUGGCUGCAGGCGACAUCGGCGAGCUGCUGGUGCCCCACAUGCCCACGAUCCGUGUGCCCCGGUCCGGGGACAGGGUCUACAAGAACGAGUGCGCCUUCUCCUACGACUCCCCUAAUUCUGAAGGUGGACUCUAUGUAUGCAUGAAUACAUUUCUGGCUUUUGGAAGGGAACACGUUGAAAGACAUUUUCGGAAAACUGGACAGAGUGUAUACAUGCACCUGAAAAGACACGUGCGAGAGAAGGUAAGAGGGGCGUCUGGUGGAGCUUUACCAAAAAGGAGGAAUUCCAAGAUUUUUUUAGAUCUAGAUACUGAUGACGAUUUAAAUAGCGACGAUUAUGAAUAUGAAGAUGAAGCCAAACUUGUUAUAUUCCCAGACCACUAUGAAAUAGCACUGCCAAAUAUUGAGGAGUUACCAGCCCUGGUAACAAUAGCCUGUGAUGCAGUUCUCAGCUCAAAAUCUCCGUACAGAAAGCAGGACCCAGACACAUGGGACAAUGAAUUACCAGUAUCAAAAUAUGCCAAUAACCUCACCCAGUUGGACAAUGGAGUCAGGAUUCCUCCGAGUGGUUGGAAGUGUGCCAGGUGUGACCUGCGGGAAAACCUCUGGUUGAACCUGACCGACGGCUCUGUCCUGUGUGGAAAGUGGUUCUUCGACAGCUCUGGGGGUAAUGGGCACGCUCUGGAGCAUUACAGAGACACGGGCUACCCUCUAGCUGUGAAAUUGGGAACCAUCACUCCUGAUGGGGCAGAUGUUUAUUCUUUCCAAGAAGAGGAACCCGUUUUGGAUCCUCAGUUGGCCAAGCACUUAGCACAUUUUGGAAUUGACAUGCUUCACAUGCAUGGGACAGAGAAUGGGCUUCGGGACAAUGACAUCAAGCCGAGGGUCAGUGAGUGGGAAGUGAUCCAGGAGUCGGGGACGAAGCUGAAGCCUAUGUAUGGCCCCGGGUACACAGGUCUGAAGAACCUGGGCAACAGCUGCUAUCUCAGCUCUGUCAUGCAGGCCAUCUUCAGCAUCCCGGAGUUCCAGAGAGCGUAUGUGGGAAACCUUCCAAGAAUAUUUGACUACUCGCCCUUAGAUCCAACACAAGAUUUCAACACGCAGAUGACUAAGUUAGGACAUGGCCUUCUCUCAGGCCAGUAUUCAAAGCCUCCUGUGAAAUCUGAACUCAUUGAACAGGUGAUGAAAGAGGAACACAAGUCUCAACAGAACGGGAUCUCUCCACGCAUGUUUAAGGCCUUUGUAAGCAAGAGCCACCCAGAAUUCUCCUCCAAUAGACAACAAGAUGCCCAGGAAUUUUUCUUGCACCUGGUGAAUCUAGUAGAGAGGAACCGCAUCGGCUCAGAAAACCCCAGUGAUGUUUUCCGGUUUUUGGUGGAAGAACGUAUUCAGUGCUGCCAGACCCGAAAGGUCCGCUACACGGAGAGGGUGGAUUACCUGAUGCAGUUGCCUGUGGCCAUGGAGGCGGCAGCCAACAAGGAUGAGCUGAUCGCCUAUGAGUUAAUGAGAAGGGAAGCAGAAGCAAACAGAAGACCCCUCCCCGAGCUGGUGCGUGCCAAGAUACCAUUUAGUGCCUGCCUUCAGGCCUUUUCUGAACCAGAAAAUGUUGCUGAUUUCUGGAGCAGCGCCCUGCAAGCAAAGUCUGCGGGUGUGAAAACAUCUCGCUUUGCUUCAUUCCCUGAAUACUUGGUAGUGCAGAUAAAGAAGUUCACUUUUGGUCUUGACUGGGUUCCCAAAAAAUUUGAUGUUUCCAUUGAUAUGCCAGACCUACUUGAUAUCAGUCAUCUCCGCGCCAGGGGGUUACAGCCAGGAGAGGAGGAACUUCCAGAUAUCAGCCCCCCCAUAGUCAUUCCUGAUGACUCAAAAGAUCGCCUGAUGAACCAAUUGAUAGACCCGUCAGACAUCGAUGAGUCGUCAGUGAUGCAGCUGGCCGAGAUGGGCUUCCCUCUGGAAGCGUGCCGGAAGGCUGUGUACUUCACUGGAAAUAUGGGAGCCGAGGUGGCCUUCAACUGGAUCAUUGUUCACAUGGAAGAGCCGGAUUUUGCUGAACCACUGACGAUGCCUGGUUAUGGAGGAGCAGCUUCUGCUGGAGCAUCUAUUUUUGGUACUGGAUUGGAUAACCAACCUCCAGAAGAAAUUGUAGCUAUUAUCACCUCUAUGGGAUUCCAACGACAUCAGGCUGUUCAGGCACUACGAGCAACGAAUAAUAACCUGGAAAGAGCACUGGAUUGGAUCUUUAGCCACCCUGAGUUUGAAGAGGACGGUGACUUUGUGAUCGAGAUGGAGAACAACGCCAAUGCAAACAUUAUUUCUGAGGCCAAGCCUGAAGGACCUAGAGUCAAGGAUGGAUCUGGAAUGUAUGAAUUAUUUGCAUUCAUCAGUCACAUGGGAACAUCUACAAUGAGUGGCCAUUAUGUUUGCCAUAUCAAAAAGGAAGGAAGAUGGGUGAUCUACAAUGACCACAAAGUUUGUGCUUCAGAAAGGCCCCCUAAAGACCUGGGCUACAUGUACUUUUACCGCAGGAUACCAAGCUAAACCUCAGAAGUACAAAUUGGCUAGAAGAAGCCAUACGCCUUUUUAAUUUGCCAAAAAAGAAAAAAAAAAAAAAAGUUGGGACAGCCAGACAUGAAGGAGAACGUGGGGUGUUUAUAGUUUAUUUAAAGAGCACGAUCAUUUGACGCCUUCUGAAAUAGAACUGGGAAGAAAUUUCUAUUAGUGAUGAUAGACUAUUGUAGAUAGUUUUUAUAAAUGUUCAAGGAGAGGAUGAUAUUUAAAAAAAAAGGUUUUCAUAUUGCUAGUGGGGAAUCUGUCCUCAGCACAUUAGAAAUGGGAUGUGCCCAGCCGUCUAUUUUGCUUUAGGGGUGAGUGUCAGUAGCCUCCAGAGAAACCAAUGAAUGUGGCCAGAGGUCUGGCCUCACCCACAGUAAACGAAAAGCCCACUCUUGUUUCAUAUAGAAAAUGAACAACUGGGCUGAGCUUUAUUUGUGACGUAAUUUUCUUUCAUUAUACACUUUAAUUUCUGACCUGUCUAUGUACAGUAGAGUAUCUGCAAUGAAAGAUAUUUUUAAUUUAAAUCACAUCAAAAUUCAUAUGAUUGUGUGGAUGUGUGAGAGUGAGUGUGAGACCUUUAUAGUCCACUAGUAAAUCUGUGAUGUGUUGGUUUUUAAAGGCUAAAUAGUUGGUAUUAAACAUAUCUGGAAAAAGCAAGUAAAUACUUUAAUGAAAUUAUAACUCAGGAACAGGUUAAAAAAUGUUUCCCACUUGGAUUUUAAGGAGUAAAAAGGGCUGUUAUCCCUUUAAGUGCUGUCAAGAAUUCACUUGGGUUUGUGACAUUUGGUGGCACGAUGCCAAAUGCCUGCAGCAGCAUAGAAUUGUACUUUGUCAAAGGUAGAUGAAUUCUCUGUUUCUCAGUAGUUCUUUCCCCCAAAGGUAUAGUGUUUAUUUUUAGUUAAAGUAACUAAUCUCUUCUUACCACAUCACAUGAUAACUCCAUGGAAUCAUGUUAAAUGCCCCAGAUUUGUCUGUAAUUUUCCUGUCUCUGAUCUCUUCGUCUGCCUCCAUUUCCAUGUUUUUCUGGGGCCAGAGUCUUAUCUCUGUCCUUUUUUUAGUUUGUCACCUCCUGACUUGCCUUCAUUGCUUAUCUGCUGUGGCCAACAGUGUGAUCUUGGACACUUUAAGAAUUUCAGAUACAAAGAAACUUUAUGUGACAUUGUGAAAGACCAUCCUUUUCAUUUUGGUUGUUUCAGUAUUUUAGUUGCAACCUGGGGUUCAAUCACAGUUUCAAAUGUGAUGAAAAGUGGAGCGAUACUAUUCUAUAAUUUUCCUACUGCUCUGCACCAAAUUCCAGAGUCUCUGGAGUUUCUAUUUCAGAUUAUCCAGUCAAAUGAAAAAGGAUUUAUUACUGUUUGAUUAACAUGUAUUUGGUUGAAAGGAUCUUUCUAGACACUGUAGGAAAAUAAAGCAGAACCAACUGGGUGACAUAAAGCACAGACGUUGGAUUAGGAUGCAGUGAGUUGUGAACAAUCAGGAUUCUGGUUAUGACCGGGGCACCUAUCUCACAGGAGGUCACUUAAUGCCAUGCUAGUGAGGGACGUGGGGCCUGAGGCCUGUGGCCCCCGAGGCCCAUGGCCUGGAGACCUGGGUGCUGCCCCUAACUGGCUGUGGACCUUGGCCAAGUCCCUCCUGCUGCCUGUGCCUCACUCUCCUCAUGUGCACAAAGGUGUGAUGACACCUGCCUUCUCAUUCCCAUUGUGCUUUGAGGAAGUGGUGAGAUUUGAUACGAUGAACCUUAAGAGAGUACAAGGUCAUGUGCUACAGUGGGCCCUGGUAGAGUCUGCUCCCUGCCUCCUCUCAUCUGAUGUUUUCUUCAAUUUGGCAACAAAGGAGAUUGGCAGAAGGAGGGAGCUCAUGGUGCGGUAAUUCUCUACUAAACUGUGCCCGCUGCUGUCGCCUUCUGAUGUUGACACAGACAUCCUAAAGCAGUCCCACUCUGUUAUGCCAGCUCCUGAUUCCCAUGGAAAUCCCCACACUAAGGAGCCUUACAAAAUCCAGACCCCUUGGGGCUGAGUAUCAUAGAGUCAUGGCUCCCAACACAUAUCCAAAAUGGCUUGUUAUCAAUGGUGGCACAAAGCAAAGGCCUUUUCUUGUGGGAGGGGGUUGGUGAUUGGGGGUUUGGAUUGAAAUGUGGACAAAGAUAGCAUGUGUGUUAUGAACAAAAUAAAAUUUUUUAAAUAAAACUUUGCAAAAUCAAUGGUGUAAAAUCAGUAUUUAAGCUUAUAAAUUACUUAAAAUUUAAGGCUAUAAAUUACUUAAUUUCAUUAAGUAGAAAAAGUUUAGCCCUUUUGAUGCCUAAACAUAUUGUAAGAAAGUGUACUAUGGCUGCCUUUUUUUCUGCCUCACAAAACAAAGGGCUAUUUCUACAAGGUGAAGUUUUAUAUAUGUGUUAUUCUUUAUUUCAGAUUGAGAGUUAGGAAAAACUGGAGCAAAUAAUGGGUUUCUUUCUUGCUUAAAAAUGUUUUUAUAUGUGUAUCUUAAUAUAUACAAGGCAGAUUUCCCUGGAACAAAAGUCUGGAAUGAACUGCUUAAUUUUACACCUGUGUAUAUGAGAUUAUUUGUGACUGAAAACUGGAAUAAUGAGUGGAUUGUGUUAACUGAUUAUCAGCCUGUUAGGAGUCCUCUGUGUGAGGCAUGGUGGUAUAAUUGUGAAAUUCUCACUGUAUGUGGGUGUUCAUGUGAAAGACAGAGCUUUCUUUCUGUAAAUAUCUUUUGAUAUCCAUUUGCAUAGAAUCUCAAUGAAUGUGUCUUUGGAACACAUAAUGUAUCAAACUUUAUUUUGUUAGUUGGUCUAAAUGCCCACACAACUGCCCAGAAACCCAGUUUUUAGUUCAGAUUGGGAUUUCCUUUAAAGGAAAAAAGUAUACAGAAAAGACUGUAUGGGAAGAAUCAUGAUUUAAUGACAUUUUACAUUAACAUUGCUUCAAAAUUUUGGAGUUGAAUAGACUAUUUUCUCCCACCUACAAGAGAAUGUGCCUGCUGUUUCCUGGUUGCUCACUUUGUGCCUCAGGAAGUCCAGUGGGAAUAGCUUUGGUCUCUCACUCCCUGCGCCGUUUAUUCCCUUUACCUGAACUGGAGCCUCUCCUGCAGGUCACAGUGAGAGCCCCUGGGUUUGUACACCGAUUUCACCUCGAAGUGGGAUGGGGCUGAGUCAUUUUAUGGGCCUUUUUCUUUAAAACAAGUAGGUUAGAUUAGAUACGCUCAGAAGUCCCUUCCUGCCCUGAGUGUUUUUCCUUUCCUAUGGUUACUACCAGGGUCAGACAUGUGAAACGUGAGGGAUCGCUUAGAGGUUCAGAUGGUAUGUUUUUGGAUUGUCACAGCUUACAUACUCCAGUUUAGGACUUGUCAUUUUUGCUGUUUCCACCCCAGUUCUAUUCCCGAUCCACUGAGCUUUACUUUCUUUGGUAAUUGUCCCAUUUUUUCCCCAACUCUUGAAACUGCCACCUUGCCAGUUCAUGAGGUACUUUGCUACCAUCCGCCUCAAAACCAAAAAAUCCAUUUAAAACAUUCUUAGAAAUUAGAAAAGCCUCAGAACUACCUUCAGUUAAAUCUGAAACAUUUGUGGGAUAUUUUAAAGUUCUAAUUCGGUUAUAGCUAGGAUCCCCAAAUAAGUGCUGACAAAGUUGCCUAUCACAGAAAGGGAUGUCUUUUUCAUCUUGCAGGCAUCACUGUAGCUAACCCACAGCACCAGCACAGGCUGUCUCUGAUGAGGUGGUAGGGGAUGGGGCAGGACCGGGGGAUGGAGUUAGAUACCAUGUGAUUCUUUCCUUAUUCUGUUAUCUAGGUUACAGAACAAGGUUCUGCACUCUUAAACUGGUGUAAGAGGUCACUUGCCUACACAGUGUCACAGAUUUCCCACUCAGGGAAUCAUCCUGAGAGAGCCUGCGUAAGGCUAAUGACCACUAGAAAUGGAGCUUGUCCAAACUGAGAUUGUGCUGUAACACAUAAACUGCACACCAGAUCUUAAAGGCUUGGUACCAAAAAUAUAUAUAUAAAAUAUUCCAUCAAUAUUUUAUACUGAUUACAAGCUGAAAUGACAAUAUUUGGGAUAUAUUGGUUAAAAUUUAAUAUAUAUUAGAACUAAUGUCACCUAUAUCAUCUUUUUUAAUGUGGCUACUAAAAAUCUUAAAAUUAGACAUGUGGCUAAUGCAUUUCUGUUGGACAGUGCUACUCUGGGCUUACCUGGUGUGGGGUAGGCAGUGAGAUACCGUAGAUAGGAAAGGCAAUUCUGCAAAGCAUCCAAAUAGAAGCAAUACAAAUAUUUUUGCUGUGAGACACAGAACAUUUCCCAGAAAGCAGAAGGUUUUUCUUACUAAAAACCAAUAAAUUCAUAUAUGUAAGACCCUAAUUAAAAAAACAAAAGCAAGUGAGCCCCAAACUGCCUUCCUUCAGCUUUGCCUAGAGCUGCUACCUUUGCUCUUAUUUUUCUAGCAUCUUCCAGGUUCCAAGGGUGUUAGCCACAUGAGGGUAUUGGGCAUAUUUGUUUCAUUUUGGGCAACAUUCUCUUGUGGUUUUCCCUCCCCAGGUGUUGUUUGGUCUGUUCAAAGCUGGGUGUGUUGAAAUACUGUGCAAAUCUUGCUGCUCUCGAUGUGCUGCUGGCCUCGGCCUCAGCAGACUGAGCCUGUCACCUGUGCCCACCUUCCCAGCAAGUUUUGAUGUCAGCUCCUGAAAGAGUUUGUGUUUAUUUUAUUUUGUACUAGUCACAGUUGUUUAAACUAUCUCAGAUGUUUUGGGAGAAUAUUUGCCUGUGAUGGAAAGAGAGAUGAAUGAUUUAUUGCUUCAAUUGUUUUAAAUUAAAAGCUAUUCUCACAAUC